AUGUCGUCAUCGUCGGAUGCCAGUAGUAUUGCUGCUUUGAAUAAUGCUUCGAUGCAACUAAAUCGUUACUUCGGAAUAUUCAUUCUUCUAUUUGGCAUUUUUGGAAACACAAUGAAUGUAUGUGUUUUAUCACAACGAGCUCUUCGAUGUAAUCCUUGUGCAUGGCUCUUUCUUGCGUCAUCGAUUGCCAAUGGUAUUGGACUUGCUGCUGGUCUUACUUCUCGGCCAUUAUCAACAUGGUCUGCUGAUCUUACCAAUGUAAAUCAAUUUCUUUGCAAACUUCGAGCUGGUCUUCUAUUCAGUGGAAUAUCAGUUGGUUCAUGGCUUGUCAUGUUGGCUACCGCUGAUCGAUGGCUUGCAUCGAGCACUGAUGGUAAUCUACGAAAAAAAAGCACAUUAAAGAAUGCUCAAACCAGUGCAAUUAUAGUUAGCAUCUGUGUAACUUUAGCAGAAGCUCAAAAUUUAUAUUGUUUUGAAGCCAAUCUCACCAAUACUCCACUCAAAUGUUACACAAAGACAGUUUGGUGCAGCAUUUUAAAUGAUCUGUCUCUUUCUCUGAUUACAAUUCUUUGUCCAUUGAUGUUAAUGAUUAUUUUUAGUACGAUGACCAUCCUCAAUAUACGCAAAUCACGAUCUCGUUUGCACCCAGCGCAGAACACUGCAGAUAAUUCUAUCGGUCAGAGUACAAUGAUAGGUAACAAUACAACUGUAGCUGAACAGAAAAAAACGGAUCGCCGCCUUUCGAUCAUGCUGCUUGUUCAAAUUUUUCUCAUUUGUCUAUUUACUUUGCCACUUGCCGCAUUGAAACUCUAUACAACCAUGACACGAUCCUUGGCCAAGUCUGCAUUACGAAUAACUAUUGAAAACUUUGCUUUUAAUGUGGUUCUUCUUGUGUUUUAUUUAUAUUGUGGAAUGCCAUUCUAUAUUUAUGUAUUGAGCGGAGGGCGACUAUUUCGUAAAGCUAUAUAUAGUUUUGUAAAUUCACUACGCCAAAAGAUUAUGUGUCAACGUGUCUGA
Messenger RNA from Rotaria socialis, 1017 nucleotides. The record is from the annotation of a GenBank genome assembly. NCBI's taxonomy places the organism in Eukaryota, Metazoa, Rotifera, Eurotatoria, Philodinida, Philodinidae.